Molecule: messenger RNA, 408 nt
Organism: Soboliphyme baturini
Lineage: Eukaryota; Metazoa; Nematoda; Enoplea; Dioctophymatida; Soboliphymatidae
Source: the annotation of a GenBank genome assembly
AUGAUCAUCCUGUUUUCUGUUUCCGACCCGUUCAAAGAAGCGGCCCUCUAUGGCUAUGUGGCUGCCACGGUGACUUGCACCACUUUGUCGGCAAACGCCGCAACUGGACGCAGUAACUGUGGCACUCGGCCACAGCCGCCACCGCCUUCUCCUCGUCCUCCUCCGCCUCCUCCUCCUCCUACUACUACUCCUUUUCGGUCGUCCGUCAGUCCGUGCGGUAGUACGGUUCUCUCCGUUGAUACGGUGUCGCGGCAUAACGUUCUCGUCGUCGGCCCAGAACUGAGCCUGAGCAUCACAUCGCACAUUGGCACCCACCCGUCAGCCGUCACCACUCAACCGCCGACCACCGCCUCCCCCCUCUACCCGUCCGCCAUGGAGCAGCGCAGCACUGCCAGUGACGGUAGGUGA